Patella vulgata (common limpet) is the source of this 2606-nucleotide messenger RNA. RefSeq names its product tripartite motif-containing protein 59. The record is from RefSeq and is a predicted model, not a curated record. Gene Ontology annotation, cellular component: chromatin; nucleoplasm. Gene Ontology annotation, molecular function: zinc ion binding; ubiquitin-protein transferase activity. Gene Ontology annotation, biological process: positive regulation of DNA-templated transcription. The coding region runs from base 311 to 1414 and encodes 367 amino acids. The transcript has 3 exons. Lineage: Eukaryota; Metazoa; Mollusca; Gastropoda; Patellidae.
AGACUUGUAAUAUAACUAGCCAAUCAUAACGUCUCGUUUGUGAAUGUUUGAUUGUCGCCAAAUUGGUAUGACACGAGCUAACAGGUCCACAACCUGAUAUAUAACGGCAGACAAACUCUCGUCAGUUUUAGCAUUUACAGUUAUUUGUCAUCUGCUCCCGUCUUAACCUGGCAUAGUCUUAACGACGACGAGGAUUAACCCAUAACAGAGAGGAAUUAAAACUUUACGGUGUGGAUUAGUAGAACACUUCGGACUUCCCGACCAAGAGGAGCGACAGGCACUGAGUGUGUUACCAACGGUAGAUCACGAUAUGACAGACGGCGGUAACAAUCCUCCAGCAUUGGAGGAGAAAUUGGCACAAUUUCAAAAUGACACCGUCGAAGAUAAAGAUCGUGAUCCGGUCAGUGUGAGUGAGUGUAUGUCACAACUGGAUAAACGACGCAGAAAUCUUAUUUUCGACGAAGAAAGAUUCGAAGAAACCUUUUUGAAAUGUAUGAUCUGUAGGGAAAAUUACAAUGAUUAUGACAAACUACCCAAGAUGCUGCCGUGUCAUCAUACUUUCUGUCUUGAUUGUCUCAUGCAAAUGUUCCGUGUCGAGGGCGAAUACAGACAGACGCUGACGUCUGCUUUCCGUGGAAUGCCAAUGGCCGUGAAAAUCCAGUGUCCAUCUUGUCGAGAAGGUAUAAUUGUAUCAGAAGCCGAGUUACGUCGAUUACCCAGCGACCAUACCAUCACUGAACUUGUCUGCUUCGUGAAAUCAACAGGAAAGACAGACGUUCAGUACUGUUCCAAACAUCAACUUCAACCAUUGAACUUUUUCUGUGAGCCCUGUAUUCAACCAGUUUGUUGUGAUUGUACCGUCAUUGACCACAAAGAGAAGGCAGGUCAUCUUGUUAUCAAUGUUGACGAAGCUAUGAAGAAGUAUAAACCGAAAGUAGAAGAGACGAUAGAAUUGAUGAAGAAAGAUCUCGAAGAGCUGGUAGAAAAGCAAGAAGCUAUCAGCAAAUCUAACGAAAGCUUGGAGCAAAUUCAAACAGAGCUAAAUCGGCAGAUCAAAUCCACGUUCGACAGAAUCCGGGAAACUUUGGAUGAACGGGAGAAAGAACUGUUCGAUUCAGCAGAAAACGAAAUACAGAAAAAGGGCAUUCAGCUGGAGAAACGGCGCGUAGCGUUAGCUGAUCGUGAAACGGAGGUUGCCACAGAAGUGAGAGGUUUGGAUGAUGCUUUGAAAGAGAAAAACAUUAGUUUCCUGUUUACCGGACACAAGGAAGCCCAAAAGGUUCUUAAUAAGACAGUACAUAUACCUCCCGAUACCACUAAUGAUUUCAGUGUCUCCUUUCAGUUCAAUAGCCGCCAGGAGCUCACUAUACGACAACAACUAAAUAACUUUGGAGAAAUUGUGUUUACAUCAUGAAUGAACUCGGUCCUGACAAAAUUAAGAUUAAACUAGCUGUAGUGGGGUAUCAGUAAUCCUGCUUUCCGUGUGCUUUUGUGGGUCGGUGGAUUGACUAUCAAGGCAGAUUUUGUGGACGAUAUAAAACUGCUUUCAGUGUUAACAAAAGCCUAUAUAGAUUCCUAUUAGGUAAUCGAACAAUACUAUGUUAUAAUUAUUUAUAUAAUUUAUCAUAAGAUAUUCACAUGAUUAUAAUUCCAAUUAGAUAAUAUAUUAUUAUUUAUGGUAUUUACUGGCAUUUCUGAUACCACAUCGGUGUUAUGGGCAUAAGUGUACUGUAUCAAAAUUGCAUAUCAUGUCGUAAUUAAGCGAAUACGCAAAGGUCAGCAUGCACAUCUGACGUGUCACAUUUCGUGUUUUAUGUUGUGACGUGUUAUUAUUUGUGCACAUCAGUUCUGUGUUGUUUAUUGUUGUAUAUUUGGAUGAGGCCGUGGAGUUCUAAUUCGUUAGGUCAUCAUGAAUGCAUAAAGCAUUUAAGGUCAUCACGAAUUAUAUCAAAUAUUUGAAUAUAUAAGAUGGUUGUGUUGUGAUGUCUACAAGACGUGAUCUACGUACUUAGCCUAUACAUAAAAAGGCUACUUUGAAAAGCGUACUUAUGCAAAUACUGCUUAGAUGAGCUUACUGAAUUAUCACAAUACAAAAGCAAUGAAAAUCAUAAGUUUUUAUGUUUUGUAAACUUACCAUUAAAUGCAGCCGGAUAUGAAAUUGUUAGCAGUGUGAACUACCCAAAUGUUCGAAGUUGCAUCAUGUGUACUUAACCCAAUCAUUACUAGCUAAUCAGUAAGUGUCUUUAAACUUCUCAUACCCCUUUGGUGCAAUAUAUAUGUUCUUUGUCAUAAUAGACCGCUGUUAUGUGAUAUCAAUGUAUCUGGUAAUACUAUAUGCCUGGAGAAUAUUUAAAUAAAUUCUUAUACCUCAGUGAUAUAUAUAUCUUCAGUAUCAUAAAUUUGUGGAUAUUUUGCAUAUUAUUAUGUAAAUGUGUUAAGUUAAAUCCGUCGAAAAGAAUUAAACACCCUGCCUUACUUCAGUAGCUUUGUAUAUUAGUAGUGGUAGUUUAGUUCAGUAAUUAUAUUAGGUUAUUAUCACACACCCUUUGUUAAUUUUGUAAAGUAUGCCUAAUUUAUAUGUAAAAUUAAAUUACAAAAAAACAUCA